UCUCUCUCUGACAGAAAUGCUCAAGGACAGGAACAAGCCCACUGUGCCAGCCCGAGGCCCUCGGGGCCGGAAGAGGAAGCCUGGGGAGGUGGAGGAGACAGCCAGCCCCGAGCUGCAGGCGUCCAGCUUGGAGACGUGCAGGGGCCUCCUGAGGUCCAUACUGACCCACUGGGGGCCGGUGUUCCCCGGCCCUGUGCCCGAUCAGGACCCUGAGGACCUAGCCACCCCGCAGAGUGAUGAGGCCAGCCCCAUGUAUGCCGUCGCCACCCUGGUGGUCAGCUGGGUGCUGCGGUCAGCAGCCCAGCACCCGCUGAGCAGGGCUGAGGCCUCAGGCCUCCUCCGCUGGCUUCAGAGCCACAUUGUGCCCCAGCCAGCAGUGGUGGCCGAGCUGCUGAGGGACAGCAGAGUGCGGAGUGGCCUCUUUCAGCUGUACAGCCGGCUCUGUGGCCAGGAAGGGCUGGGGGAGCCCGAGCCUGGUGUGCCCGCCCUGCUCAACAUGGUCAUGCUGCCGCUGGUGGUCGCCCUGUGCCCUGCGGGGACUCCUCUCCCCGCCGCCGUGGAGACCCUCCGCCUGUCUUCUCUGGACCAUGAGGAGGAAGCCACGCGAGCCUCCGCGGCCUUCCUGCUGUCCCUGUACAUCAAGGACGUCUGGCUGGGGGCCCAGCAGCCAGAUGCCCUCCUCACCCACGUCCAGAUGGUGUGUGAUGCUGUGGAGGAUGCUCCGGGUGGUGACCAGGAGGCCAUCGUUGGGCUCUGCAAGGACAUCGCUGCCCUGGCCCCAGACGUGUGACACCCUGCCGGCUGGCGCCUCCGUUUGAGCCACUUUCCAUAGAAGGUGUGCGAGGGACAAGUGUGUGGGCUCAGUUUCCUAGCAAGAAACAUUGACUUUAUUUAUUUGACCAAUAUACAGACUCAAGGGACUGUGACGUGGUCGGUGUUACGGUGGCCGUGGGUCCUUCAGGGCCAUGAGGCCCAUCCAGCAAUGAGUGGGGCCCACCCUUCCUCUCGGGGGGCCGUCCUUCAGAGGGAACACCUCACAGGAGGUAACACUGAGCUCAUGAGGGGUUCCUGUGUUAACGUUAAAGCUGAAACAUCCCCAGUAUGGCACAUAAAAGAGUCUGAACAGAAGUGUUUAAAGCCGUCUCUGUAAGAAGCAACAGCUCUGUGUAACUUUGUAGAUAUAUCCGCUCCUGCCAGUUUAAUUAUUUUAUUAAAUAAAAGGGUGUUGCAGCAGA
Messenger RNA from Miniopterus natalensis, 1235 nucleotides. NCBI's taxonomy places the organism in Eukaryota, Metazoa, Chordata, Mammalia, Chiroptera, Miniopteridae. The record is from RefSeq and is a predicted model, not a curated record.